This is a messenger RNA of Scedosporium apiospermum, 2133 nucleotides long. RefSeq lists its product as uncharacterized. Gene Ontology annotation, biological process: termination of RNA polymerase II transcription. The record is from RefSeq and is a predicted model, not a curated record. Gene Ontology annotation, cellular component: cytoplasm; mRNA cleavage factor complex. The transcript is spliced from 5 exons. NCBI's taxonomy places the organism in Eukaryota, Fungi, Ascomycota, Sordariomycetes, Microascales, Microascaceae. Gene Ontology annotation, molecular function: ubiquitin binding; mRNA binding; phosphatidylinositol binding. Bases 1 to 2133 code for a protein of 710 amino acids.
AUGUCGUAUGAAAAUGCUGCCGCCGAGGUGGCGGAGGAUUUCAAGACGGCGCUGGAGGACAUGACCUCCAUCAGUCGAAUCGAGAUUAUGAACUUGUGCCAGAUUGCCCGCGAGAAUACGGAGCAUGCCUUUGAAAUCUCUGAAGUUCUUGUGGCCCACAUAAACCGGACUGCUCCUCAAAAAAAGUUGGCCGCCCUAUACGUGCUAGAUGCCAUAGUCAAGAAUGUCGGCACACCGUACACACUCUAUGUGGCGCCCAAGCUGUUCUCGACCUUCAUGGAGGCUUAUGCCCGGGUAGAGCACCCGGUCCGGCGCAAGAUGGAGGAGAUGCUGAAGACGUGGAAAGGACCUGUGCCGGGCUCUAUGGAUACCAAGCCGGUCUUCCCCCCCGACGUCGUGAAACCCAUCGAGAAUGCCCUCAUCAAGGCUCAUACCUCCGCCAUGCAGACACUUCAACAGCACCGUAAGACUCAACCGCACAUUCUCGGCCGUCCUCCACCUAGCGCGCCGCACCGCAACACCCCUACGCCUCCCGGCAUGCCCCAUGGUACUCACGGCCACCCCUACGCUCAUCACGCCGCUCCAGACGUUAAUGGAACGGGCACCCCCCAGCAUCAGACGCCCCCCUUCGUGCCGCCAAGGUCCGGGACUCAGUCUAUGCCUCCCACUCACGGAGCGCAUGCUUAUUAUGGCACGCCGCAGCAGCCAGGAUAUGUGGCAGGGGUGAACGCAGAUGUGUUGAAUAAAGACAUCGAAGACCUCGUCCUUGCAACGCGCGUGGAGUAUGCGCAGAAUCCGCAUGAUGGUAGUAUUCCAACGAGACUCAAGGCGCUCAUGGACUUGCAAGCAAUCGUGCAAGCCAAGAACCUGCCGCAAGACCAACUCGUGCUAGUUAAGAAACAAGUAGAUGAACUCGCCGUGAAGAUGAGAGUUCCACAAGUAGGCAGCAGCACCACCAGCUCGACGCCAAACUACCAGCACCAGCACCACGUAUCUCUACCUACCAGCGUAGCCCCUCCCCCUUCUACAUCUUCGGCGGGCACGACGCCCGUGCCUCUGCCGCUGGCGCAAGUGCCGACACCAGUACCGACAGCUUCGGCCCCCGUGCCCGCGCAGCCUCAAGGUCACGUAACGAUUGAUUCCCUCCUAGGAAAGGGAGCUUUGGCUGCUCUUCUGGCGCAGCAGGCCGAGCGAUCUGCGCGUUCGACUCCGGCUCCCGCGCCGCCGGCCACACACGCCCCACCGCAGCCGCCACCCGUGAUGCCUGCAGCCGCUCCUCCACAAGCACAGGACCCUAUGGCCUUAAUUCACCAACUGAGGCAGGCGGGCCUUCUAGGCGCGGCUGGACAUGCGGGCGCGCCGGUUGCCCCACCUCCUGCUCCCGCGGUGCCUAGUAUCCCUACUCGGGCGAUGCAAUCCGCCGCCCUCGCCUCUCUGCCUCCGGUGCUUGCGAGAGUGUUGUCGCCGAUGAAGGCAUGGGCUCCGCCUCCCCCGCCAGCCGACUCGAGGGAAUUGUCCUGGAACCUGGCCUCCCUCCAAGUAGUACGACCUUACCUAUUCCCAGCUUUGUACGGAGAACUUGGACCCCAAUGUAGCCAGUGUGGUCGACGAUUCAAGGCGGACGCAGAAGGGAAGAAGAAGAAGACGGCGCAUAUGGAUUGGCAUUUCCGCGUGCGGCAACGCAUGGCCGAGGCAGAGAAGCGCGGGCAAUAUCGAAGCCACUACGUACCCAAACACGACUGGAUAAAAUCGCGCGAGGAAGUAGACCUCGACUACUCCGCCGAAGAAAAAGACACCACAACCUCCGAAGAAGCCUCCAAACCCCCCGAGCAGCAAUACAUCCGCGUGCCCGACCCAUCCUCUGGCAUCAGCAAAGUCUGCCCCAUCUGCCAAGAGCAGUUCGAGAACAAGUGGCUCGACUCGGCGCAGGAAUGGGUGUGGCUCGACGCCAAGAUGGUGGGGAAUCGCGCGUACCACGCCAGCUGCCACGCCGAAGCGACCAAGGAUCGAGAUAGGGCGACGACUCCUAGUUUUGGUGGCGGAGGGAGAGGGUUCACGCCCGAGCCGGUGCUGGGGAAGAGGAAGGCCGAUGUGAGUGCUGACUCUAAGACCCUGAAGAAGGGUAGGAGCUAA